Messenger RNA from Peromyscus eremicus (cactus mouse), 4447 nucleotides. RefSeq names its product RNA binding motif protein 39 (gene Rbm39). Gene Ontology annotation, biological process: mRNA processing. The record is from RefSeq and is a predicted model, not a curated record. NCBI's taxonomy places the organism in Eukaryota, Metazoa, Chordata, Mammalia, Rodentia, Cricetidae. The coding region runs from base 2032 to 3594 and encodes 520 amino acids. Gene Ontology annotation, molecular function: RNA binding. Gene Ontology annotation, cellular component: nucleus. The transcript has 18 exons.
GGGCAGUUUCUCGCGAGAGCCCGUGCUGAGGCUCCGGGAGACCCCGCGUGUUUGUGUGUGUGUAUGUGUGUUGGUGAAUGUGAGUACGGAGGAGCAGCGUCCGCCAUUUCAGAGAGCUAGCCGACGCUGUCGCAGGGGUGGAUCCUGAGCUGCCAAAGCCGCUGCCCUGCUCACCCGCGCGGGCUCCUUUAAUCCCAUUGUUUCUUUUAGAUUCGCUUGGGCCUAGACGCCCUCGGGGCCCGAUAUUCGGGUUGGGCGGUACCGCGGCCUGGGCCUAGGGGCUUAACAGUAGCAACAGCGGCGGCGGCGGCGGCGGCGGCGGCGGACUUCCCGAGUCGAGCACAGGCGCGCGAAAGCCCGCACAGGCGUGUAGAGAAAAUGGCAGACGAUAUUGAUAUUGAAGCAAUGCUUGAGGCCCCUUACAAGAAGACUUGCCUAACGAUAUCUCACCUCUACUCCCAUGAAUUCACCUUUGAUUCCAGUGUGAACUGUCAAUCAUAAGGUAGUAAUUGAGUGACUUAUCGCUGUACCGUGGUCCCCUAGGUAAAAUGACUCAACUAAGAAUUAACAGCUCCAGUUUGGUAUAGCAAAAAAGGUGAAUGUAGUGGUUUGGGAAAAUAGCAGGGGUCCAAGAAUAAAUCAUAACCAGUCUAUGGCAAGUAAAUCUUAAGAGUCUUUAAAGAAGAAGAAAUGGGUGAGAUUUAAAAUUUAUUUUAUAUAAAUAGACAUAAGGCUGGUGAUAACCUUAAAACAGGCAGGUGUUGAUCUGCUUUUCAGUUAAUAAUUACUAAAAUUCUUGGAUCCCUGAAUAGAAAUUAGCAAAAAAAAAAAGAAAGAAAGAAAAAAAAAAAAAAGAAAGAAAAGAAAAAAAACCAAAACAAAAGGCAAGAGGCAGUGUCACAGAUUAGAGUCACUUGAUGACUGUUUACUGUUCUCCACAGUAUUUUGUUUUUAAUUAGGCCCUGCCAUAGUAUUUCACACUAAAAACUAGAAAGGAAUUAUUUUGGCUAGUAAUACAAUAUGACCCGUUUCAGUAUCACAGUAAAAGUAAACACUCUUCGUUCUUUCCCCCAGUUGGUGGUGAAAGUAGCAGUAUGCAUGCAUUAUCACUGGUGUCGCAACCUUAAGCUCUGUAACUUAGCAUAUAUACUACUAUAGCUGAUGUGUUCAAACUGAAUAAACAUUGCGCUUAAACCGUUUAAAAAUAAUACAUUUGUUUUGGAGUGUAGCACGACCAUGUGGUUCCUUUUGGAUGAAUUCUGAUAGUUUUAAAUAGUGUAAUUUUAUAAUGCUAGACAUAUUUUCUUGAAGACAUUUUCUGUUUUAAUGUUUCUUGUCUGAGUUUAACGUGGAUGUAAUCCAUGUAAACAGGUAUGGAAGUAGGAAAUGUUUAGACUGGACUGGUGGAUUAUUAAUUAACUUUUCUUGGGUUCUUGGGAGUCAACAUUACUAAAGCAGUGUGAAUCCCUGUUUGCUUCAGGGCGAGAUGUGUGACAGAGGUGGCAUCAAGCUCUUACAGUCCCAACCCUCCAACGGAAAUGGGCGAAGAUCUCAGGAAUGGCAUCGGUCACAGGAAAUCGAUAGUGGCUGGCUGCUAGCGUGGCCACUUGGGGCUUAGGCAGAAAUAGAGCCAUGGUACCGACAAAAGGGACAAUAGCACAUGGAAUAAAACUCAGUGACUUCAUGUUCAUAGAAAUACUAUUUAACCACUUCAACGUUGUAACGCUGGAUAACUUAAUAUCUAAACAAUGUAAGAAAGUAAAUAUAACAUGGUAAUGUGGAAAGAUUUUUAAUUUUUGUUUCUUGAUGACUUAAUUAUUAGCAACAAAGUGGUUAAACGUAUACCAUCUAAAUUUUUUUUAUAGCCUUCCAUGUUAAACUAAAUAAGUAAUUAGUUUUAAAAUUGUCUUGUAUUUUCUUAUUCCUAUUCCCUUUACCCUUUGACAACUUGAAAUGUUACCACUUCGUCCUCAUGAUGUUCUUCUAUCAACCUUGCUUAGGAUGAGAACAAGUUGAGCAGUGCUAACGGCCAUGAAGAACGUAGCAAAAAAGCUCAAAGUUCUUCAUAAUUACCUCAGUCAUCCUCACAACAACUUUGUUAGGAGAAAAAAAAGCAAGAGCAGAAGCCGUAGUCAUGAACGAAAAAGAAGCAAAAGUAAGGAACGGAAGCGAAGUAGAGAUAGAGAGAGGAAAAAGAGCAAAAGCCGGGAACGGAAACGAAGUAGAAGCAAAGAAAGGAGACGAAGCCGUUCACGAAGUCGAGAUAGAAGAUUCCGAGGCCGCUACAGAAGUCCCUACUCCGGACCAAAAUUUAACAGUGCCAUCCGAGGAAAGAUUGGGUUGCCUCAUAGCAUCAAAUUAAGCAGAAGACGUUCCCGAAGCAAAAGUCCAUUCAGAAAAGACAAGAGCCCUGUGAGGGAACCUAUUGAUAAUCUAACUCCUGAGGAAAGAGAUGCAAGGACAGUUUUCUGCAUGCAACUGGCAGCAAGAAUUCGACCAAGGGAUUUGGAAGAGUUUUUCUCUACAGUAGGAAAGGUUCGAGAUGUGAGGAUGAUUUCUGAUAGAAAUUCAAGACGUUCCAAAGGAAUUGCUUAUGUGGAAUUUGUUGAUGUUAGUUCAGUGCCUCUAGCAAUUGGAUUAACUGGCCAGCGUGUAUUAGGAGUGCCAAUUAUAGUACAGGCCUCACAGGCAGAAAAAAACAGAGCUGCUGCAAUGGCAAACAAUUUACAAAAGGGAAGUGCUGGACCUAUGAGGCUCUAUGUGGGCUCAUUACACUUUAACAUAACUGAAGAUAUGCUUCGGGGGAUCUUUGAGCCUUUUGGAAGGAUCGAAAGUAUUCAGCUCAUGAUGGAUAGUGAAACAGGUCGAUCAAAGGGAUACGGAUUCAUUACAUUUUCUGAUUCAGAAUGUGCCAAGAAAGCUCUGGAGCAGCUUAAUGGAUUUGAACUAGCUGGGAGGCCAAUGAAAGUUGGUCAUGUUACUGAACGAACUGAUGCUUCUAGUGCUAGUUCAUUUUUGGACAGUGACGAACUAGAAAGGACUGGAAUUGACUUGGGAACAACUGGUCGUCUCCAAUUGAUGGCGAGACUUGCAGAGGGUACAGGACUGCAGAUCCCACCAGCAGCACAGCAAGCUUUACAAAUGAGUGGCUCUUUGGCAUUUGGUGCUGUGGCAGAAUUCUCUUUUGUUAUAGAUUUGCAAACACGACUUUCUCAACAGACUGAAGCCUCAGCUUUAGCUGCAGCUGCAUCUGUUCAACCACUGGCAACACAGUGUUUCCAACUUUCUAACAUGUUUAACCCUCAAACAGAAGAAGAAGUUGGAUGGGAUACAGAGAUUAAAGAUGAUGUGAUUGAAGAAUGUAAUAAACAUGGAGGCGUUAUUCAUAUUUAUGUUGACAAAAAUUCAGCUCAGGGCAAUGUGUAUGUGAAGUGCCCAUCUAUUGCUGCAGCUAUUGCUGCUGUCAAUGCAUUGCAUGGUAGAUGGUUUGCUGGUAAAAUGAUAACUGCAGCGUAUGUACCUCUUCCAACUUACCACAACCUCUUUCCAGAUUCUAUGACAGCAACGCAACUACUGGUUCCAAGUAGACGAUGAAGGAAGAUAUAGUCCCUUAUGUAUAUAGCUUUUUUUUUUUCUUGAGAAUUCAUCUUGAGUUAUCUUUUAUUUAGAUAAAAAUAAAGAGGCAAGGGUCUACUGUCAUUUGUAUACAACUCCUGUUAUCUUGAAAAAUAAAAACGUUAACAGGAAUGCAGUGUGCUCAUUCUCCCUAAAUAGCAAAUCCUACUUUAUGCAAAGCUGUUUGCUUGUUCUGCCGUUUUAAAUGUCCAUGUAGAAAAUUACAUUAAGGAUCUAUAGAAUAGCUCUAGGGAAACAUGUGCUUUCUGUGUAAAAGCAGACAGGUAACGUUUGAAUGUUCCAGAAGCCUGACUUUUUACACAGCACUUAGAUUUCACAUUCCUUCAUGUAUUUGGCUCAUGGUUCAGCAAAGGUUUCUGGAAUGUACAUUUAGUUAUGGAAAGUCUAGGCAGCCGAGACGCUCUUUAGCAUCUCACCUUGAUCAUUUGGCAAGAAGGGGAUUUCAAAAUUAUAUUUCUUGAUGGUAACUUUUCAAUUAAUGUAUCUGUAAAAGUUUCUUUGUAAAUACUGUGUGUUUUAGUGUGUCUUGAGAUUCCAAACAAAAUGAUCCCUGCAUUUCCUGAAGAUGGUUGAUGUAACAGUUUGAGCAAAGCAGUCUGGGGAAGAGAUAGGAAAUGCAGAAAUAGGUUUUGUCUGGUUGCAUAUAAUCUUUGCUCUUUUAAGCUCUGUGAGCUCUGAAAUAUAUUUUUGGGUUACUUCAGUGUGUUUGACAAGACAGCUUGAUAUUUCUAUCAAACAAAUGACUUUCAUAUUGCAACAAUCUUUGUAAGAACCACACAAAUAAAAUUCUCUGAAAAAGGUCACAAGAAAA